GCAAAAGACGGAGUUGUUUGUAUCUUACUCUGCGUCGCCUCCCCCUCACAGCCUGGGCAGCGCCAAGGCCAGGGCCCUGCCGGUUCUCCGUCAGGCCUUCUCCCCGAGGCCCACCAGCGAGGCCACGACUGCCACCACCACCUGGCCGCGGCGUCGCCUCUCGCGUGAGAAGGUCGCCCCAGCUGUCGCCGCGGCCGCCGCCCACCUGCAGCCAGCCGGGGGCGGAGCCUGCUCGCUCUCCCGCUAUAUAUACCCGUGCGGGCCGGGAAACUCAGUCAUUCAAGCUCUCUCUACGCUGUGACGCAACUCCUGUCGCCAUCUCGCCAUGAAGGCUCAGCGCUGCUCGUCUCCUCUCCAGGCCGUAGUGGGCGUACUCGAGGGUAAGGCCGGGAAGCCCUCCACACGGGCUGAGGCCACACAGGUGCUCAUGUACCUGGAUCGCCUUCAGCAGCUGGUGCCCCAUUGCCCUAAAGACCGGCCCGUGCCCCGCCUGGAGUUGAUCCAGGCUGUCAUCGACUACAUAUGUGACCUACAGGACCAGCUGGCAGAGGCCCCUGCUCUCCUCCCGGAGACUGACACCCUCCAAGAUUCAGUGUUCGAGGAUGAACCGCCCGAAAAUUCUCCGUGAGACAGCACCACCCCACGCUUCCUCUCGUCCUUAUCCGUCGUCACCACUCCCCGCGACGCCCGCAGCAGGAGACACGCCCUUCAAGCCGCAGUCGUGAGCAUGAUGGCUAACGCCGCCCCAGAACGGCGGCAGGCCACGCCGUCUGGCUGCUCCCCGCUCUUCCCUGCCAGUGGAAGCCUGCAGCCUUGCUCCUGACGUGUGGCCGAGACCACAUGUCGCAGUGGCUACUCAGUGAUGUCACCGCCUACUGGCACCGCUCGCUACGAUGCCGGCCUGACCAUGACCUGAACGUCGCCACGGCCGCGCCACACAUCCAUCGCAGCCUACUCCUCUUCCUCCUCCUCCUCCUCCUCCUCCUCUCCAGUUCGAUGUGGCGGCGACACUCCACGGAUAGUGCCCCACCUGCCUCGCCUCCACAGGUCCUCACGGCACCACCCUCUCACGGCCCACCCACCACCCGCCACUUCCAGUCCAUCCACUCCCGGCCUCGGCCACUCCAAGCCUCUGCCCCUUCAAGCCCCGUUCGUUAUCCGCACAUCGGGCUACACCUUCACACGUAAAUGCACACAUCAUAUUUAUUUAUUAUUUAUUUAUUUUUUUACAUUUGUAGUCCUUAGCUCGUUUUCUUCAUUAGGAAAAAAAAUACACUAUGAAUUAAAAUAUACAUAACGGCACGUACAUAACAUGCAAACAUAUUCUUGUUCUUGUGUACUGAACACCCCACACCUGGUACACACACGGCAGCGAGGAGCACGUGAGUGGAACGACUUCCCUCCUCCACCACCACCCAGGAGACACUGUACACCACUCUACCUGGCCUCCACACAGCUCCACCACGCCCUCUUAACUCUCACCACCAAGGACCUGCUUCCGACUCACCUUCACAUCCUUCUUGAGGCAACCAGUUCCCCAGGGGCGCCAGAAACACGUCCACCUUCCCCACAUGUCAACACUCUACUGCUCGCUCAAGUGACUCGCAGGUUCGGCCCUUCAUUUCGAAGCCGUCGUACCUUUGUGGAUUUAUGUUGUACUUCUGUUUGUCUUUUAUAGAUAUGAGUACAGUUAUUGUCAUUAUUGUUAUUAUUAUUAUUGUAUUGCUAUCAUUAGUACAAUCUUUUGGUUUACUAUAUAUUUGGUUAUUUUCAACUACAAAUAAAUAUGACCAGUUUUC
This is a messenger RNA of Scylla paramamosain (green mud crab), 1799 nucleotides long. RefSeq names its product protein extra-macrochaetae-like. Lineage: Eukaryota; Metazoa; Arthropoda; Malacostraca; Decapoda; Portunidae. Gene Ontology annotation, molecular function: protein dimerization activity; transcription regulator activity. The coding region runs from base 326 to 628 and encodes 100 amino acids. Gene Ontology annotation, biological process: circadian regulation of gene expression; negative regulation of transcription by RNA polymerase II; cell differentiation. The transcript is spliced from 2 exons. Gene Ontology annotation, cellular component: cytoplasm; nucleus. The record is from RefSeq and is a predicted model, not a curated record.